Rhizophagus irregularis DAOM 181602=DAOM 197198 is the source of this 1893-nucleotide messenger RNA. RefSeq lists its product as uncharacterized. Gene Ontology annotation, molecular function: long-chain fatty acid-CoA ligase activity. Gene Ontology annotation, biological process: long-chain fatty acid metabolic process. The record is from RefSeq and is a predicted model, not a curated record. Gene Ontology annotation, cellular component: endoplasmic reticulum; membrane. NCBI's taxonomy places the organism in Eukaryota, Fungi, Glomeromycota, Glomeromycetes, Glomerales, Glomeraceae.
UUCUUUUUUUUUUUUGAUCUGUAAUAAAUAUACUAAAAAGAAAUCAUGGAAAUUGAUACUUUAUCUGUUAUUUUGUUGGUUUUAAUCAUAUUUUUUACAUUUCUUUCAAUUCGUGAUGCUCCAAAUCCCGAUGUACAUCCUUUAUUAUUAACUUCACAGUCUGACUGUGCUAAAGUUCGAAACCCUGGUGAGACUGCUAUCUACAGAGCAAGUAGUUCUGCUCAUGGCAUGCCUUUAAUGACAAGUCCUGACAAAAGUAUAAAAAUUAUUUCUGAUUUAUUCGAAAAUGGAAAAAAACUUGGAACGGACUGUCUUGGUUUCAAGGAUACUAAUGGGUUUCAUUGGGAAUCAUAUCAACAAGUUGCCGAAAGAGUUGUAAAUUUUGGAACAGGAUUGAUAAAAUCCACAGAAUUGACACCUAAAUCAUCGAGUAUGUUUGGGAUUUUCAUGAAUAGUCGACCAGAAUGGGUGAUUGCAGAUUUGGUUGCCAGUCAUUAUAGUUUAAUUACAGUAGCUAUACCAAGUAUUCCUCUUCGUUUGAAUGACAUUAUCAGCCAAAUAAACCUUACACAAAUCGGAGUUAUAGUGGUAUCCAAUGAUACGCUUCCAAUUAUUUUCAGUGCCGCGCCAUCUUGUGCAUCAUUAAAACAUGUCAUAUUGACGGAGUCUUCAAUUUCAUCUGAUCAAAGCGAAAAGGCCAAAGCUUUGAAUUUAAUUUUGACAAGAUUCAAAGAAGUUGAAGAAUUAGGCUCUCAAUCUAAAUUGGAAUUCGUUGUAGCUGAACCUGGAGAAACUGCAACUAUUGUAUUUUCGAGUGGGACUACAUCAGGCGAACCGAUUGGAAUUGAAUUGACACAAGAAAAUAUCGUUGCAGAUGUUGCCGGAAUCCUCUCGACAAUUCCAAAUGCACAAAAAAUCAUUCCCUCCGAUAAGCAUUUAUCAUAUUUACCACUUGCUUACAUGUUCGAAAGGAUCACAGUUCUUGCUCUUUUAUAUUCCGGAGCAUCAAUUGCAUUUUAUAGUGGAAAAUCAUCUACUGUAUUAAAAGAAGCCGAAGAAGUUAAACCUACCAUUUUUACCAGUACACCCCGAUUUUUGAUUCGAUUUCAUGAAACUAUUAGACAAGAAUAUGGAAAUCAAUUUCUUUUUGAGAGAGGAUAUGCAUUUAAAUUAAAACAUCUAAGAAAAGGAAAGUUGGUUACAAAUUCACUUUGGGAUAUGUUGGUAUUUAAUAAGAUCAAGGAAAAAUUUGGAGGUCAAGUUCGAGUUAUUGUUACUGGAGCUGGACCAAUUUCUCAAACUAUACUUGAUUUCCUCCGUUUAACCGUUGGAUGUCAAGUUAUUCAAGCUUAUGGUCUUACUCAGUGUAGCGGUGCUGUUACAUUUAAUGCGUUUUUUGAUUAUCAACCAGCUGAUCGAUCAGGAUGUGAUUCACAUACUGGUGGACCGAUUCCAUGUAAUGAAAUCAAAUUGGUGAAUUAUGAGGAGAAAGGUUACACUGUUGAAGAUAAACCUAAUCCCAGAGGAGAAAUUUGUGUAAGAGGACCAAAUGUUAUGAAAGGUUAUUAUAAACGUCCAGAGCAAACAGCUCAAGCAAUUGAUUCUGAAGGGUGGCUUCAUACUAGUGAUAUUGGAAUGAUCUUACCGAAUGGAACAUUAAAAAUCAUUGAUAGAAAAUUGCCAAUUAAACGACAAAAAGCGGCGGAAUUUUAAUUUUAAGUAUUAUAAAAUCUAGUUUUUUUUAUAUUAUGCGAGAUGUUAUUGUACUUUUUUUUUUAAUUUGUCUUACAAUUAUUUAAUAAUAAAUUAUCUAUUAAAUUUAUUUAAAUUAAUGAUAAUGUAUAAUUGAUUAUAAUUACUUUUUAUAAUAAGGCAUUUAAUAUGCUUAUAAAU